Frankliniella occidentalis (western flower thrips) is the source of this 3191-nucleotide messenger RNA. RefSeq names its product mucin-17-like. The record is from RefSeq and is a predicted model, not a curated record. The transcript has 3 exons. Bases 358 to 2583 code for a protein of 741 amino acids. Lineage: Eukaryota; Metazoa; Arthropoda; Insecta; Thysanoptera; Thripidae.
GACGAUAUAGAUUUGAAAUUUCAAUCCCACAACAAAGAACGUUGGCGCCAGAGCCGGUAAAACAGUAAUCUGCCAUCUUAAAUCGCGCUCAAAAGGCAAGACAUUCGGAGUAUUGUGAAAAGCUGCUUGUUGUGCGUAGAUUGACAAAUGCUAUGUAGUGGAAUGUGCGUACAAAUUUUCAGUGGACAUGUGUAAAUCAUUAGUGCCGCAUGCCUCAUCCCAGCGUCAUCUUCACUUGCAAAACGAUUACAACGAAGGAUAUGCAGCCCGAAGGACGUCCUUCUCUUAAACUUUUGGAGAUUUAACAGUGAUUUAUACGUGCUAUCAUCUGGUGACAUAUUUUGAACUUUAACCAUCAUGGAUCCUUCUAUUUUCUUUGGUCGAUCUCGUGUUACAAGGCAGACUUCUAAACCUAAGCAGCUAUCGACUGACAAAGAGAAUUUGAAGAGCGAGGUUAAAUCAGUGAAAAAGAAAACUACUGUUAACCAGAAAGGUAGCAAAGGAACAUUACGUGAGGUGAGAAAUGAAGCCAUUCCUACCCGUAGAAAUGCUGUCAGGGGUGCGUCUCAAGUUGGUGAGAAGAGUGUGAAAAGUAAUGAUGGUGCUGUUGUAAAUUCAGAGAAAAAGGUUCAAGAGAGCAAAACAAGGAAAACAGUCCGCUUUACUGAGGAUGAUUCAAAUAAUGCUGACACUCAGGAAGUUUCUUCUGGUCCUGUGUAUAAGAAUGUACGCAGGUCAGAUGUAAGGGAUGACCCUGUUGAUGAGUAUGCUUUUGAUGAGAGUGAUUCUUCUGGUGAGAGUGCUGCUCCAACCAAGAAAAAGAGAAAGCGACAGCCGCAGAAGAAGAAAUCUGCUAAAAGUGUUGUCAAAUGGGACCCAUCCAAAAAACCUGUUGUUGUGAAGCCCACCAAACCUAAGAAGUCCAAACCAAAUGAAACAGAAGUGACAUCUGUGACUUCUAACAAGACAACCAAUGUGAAAUGUAAAGGAGCUCCAAGCUUAACCAAAGAACCAAUUCUAACUUCGGAAGACAGGGGAGCUCACCGCGACAAACUUUGCUCUGCUUCAACCAAGCAACAACUCCUUCCGUCUAAACAGAAGGAAACAAUAUUAAAAGAACCUCCAGUUGAUACUUCUUUAGACUUUGAAGUUGAUAGCCACUUUACAUCAACUCCAACAACAGGAAAAGCUCCAUCCAGACUCAUUACAAAACAUGUUGGAGGGAAGAUAGGUGCCAUAUUAACUCCCAAUCAAAAAAAUAUAGUGUGUCAAACUUCAGCAAGUGUCAAGUUGCUGAAUGAAAUUCAAACUACGUCACCAGUUUGCAGUUCUCCAUUGGCUUCCUGCUCUACUAGCAAUAAAACUUCAUCCACCAAGCAAACACUUGGCAAAAAACCUGAUACUAAAUCUGUGGAAGCCAAAAUAGCAAAUGUGUCAUCACAUAUUGAAUCUACUGUUAAGAAUAAGCUGAAGUCAACACCAUUCCUCACACCUGUCAGAAGUCCAUGUAUUUCAAUACCUAGCAUUUGUGUGAGAGAGAGUCCAUCAUUUAUGGAAACUGAACUUGAAGUGCCAAUUGAAGCCUCACCAAUUUCAUGUUCAUCUCUGCCGACAAAACCACUAAGCAAUAUCCCUGCCUCACCUGUGACACGCUCCAUGACUUCUGAAAAUUGUAAUGUAUUGAGCUCAACACCAACACCUCAGUUGGCUGCAACGUCAUCAUCACCAAACAAUGGAUCAGUUUCAUUAUCGCCAGCUGCAGCAGAAGAACCAUCACUUCAAUCUGCAGAUAUUUCAAAGCUUUUUGAUGAUCUUCCACGAACUUCUGUAAUACCCACUCGCAUGUUUUCUACCCAUCGAGGGACUAUAUUUAGACCUGAAGUAGAUAACAACGUUAACAAGAGAAAGUUACCUGAGGUAUCCCCAAGCAAAAAACUAGCUGGUCCAAGAAAAACAACUGUGAAAUUUUCUGUUCCCCAAACUUCCUCUGGUCUAGAUGACUGUUUUGGCUUUGAUGAUGAUGAUUCACCAUUCAUACCCAAAUCAAAUCCAAUACCUAGACAUGUAAUGGCUCCUGAGGAGGGGAAACCUAAAAAGCCUAAUCUGUCCAUACAAGAUGUUCAAGCUCUUAUUAGGGGGCAGUUGCAGCUUGUCUCACCUUCAAUUAGCACCCCUCGUUCAAUUCAAACAAAACUUACAGACUUUGUAAGUUCAACCCCAUCUACAAGAUCUAAACAAAAACCAACUCAGGGUGUCCUCACUCCUACACCUGUACCUUUGUUUGGAGAGGAAAAUCUUGACACUGAAUUGACAUCCCCCUUUACUCAACUCUCAAGGCGAUCUUACGACAGAUUUCGACCUGCCAAACGGAUUGCCUGUGGAGAUGAGGUACUCUCUGGUGAUGAAGCGGAUGAGAAUGAUGCAAAUCAAAAUACAACUGAGACUACUGGUGUAGAAAUCAAAAAGAAAAGCCGGUCUUAUAAAAAGAAAAAGAAGCCAGAGGAAAAACAACUGGAUACCUGGGCCCAGCAGAUGGCAUCACACUUUGAUGAAGUAGAAGAUGUAGAACUGGAGAUUAAGUAGUUUUUCAUCUCGAUGAAGACUAAAAGAUUUUUCAUUAUUGUUAAUCUUGACUCAAGCAAAUUUACAAUUUAUUUUCAUGUUAAAGUUAAAAAUAGUCUAAAAUUAAAAGUAUAUAGACAUUUUGUACAAAUAUGAAAAGUAGGUGCUGUUCUGCGCAGUUUCUUUUCUUACAUAAAACACUUCUCAUUGUAACUAAAAUUAUUGUUUCCAUUUUAUUUUCAGAAGUUUAUAAUUUAAAAUUUAUCCAGUUAGUAUAAUGUGUUUUGAGGAUAGCAAUUUGUUGUAACUUCCUUAGAAGUUGGUAACAUAUAUCCAUCUAGUAUCAAAUGUGUGCCUUUUGAUAUCAUUCAGAUUUCCAUCGUUACACUUGUUCUGUCCUCUUUAAAAGUCAAAGUGUAGUAUAUUGUGUAAUUGUAACCUGCAUGUCCUUAAUUUACCUUGUGUAGUAUUCCAUUUUUCUUCAGUAUUCUUUGUAUUCUAAUUGUUAAGCUUGUGCUUCUUUACCUUCACCAUAUGAUUAUAUUUUUGUAUCCAAUCUUGCUAUAUUUUAUUAACAUUCAGUUAUUAAAAUCACUUAUGGCAAAGCUGGUGGCCAUAUGAAACAAAGA